AUGGUAACCAAAGGUGUGCAUAAUGUUAUUGAGUUCCUCAGCGAUGAUUCCCCUGACAUGGAUGUGAUCGAAAUCCCUGGGGAGUUCCUUUUGUAUGUUAUUGAUAACUUCUUCUCCGACAACAAACCUGCUGCGGGGAACUGCAUCGAGGGACAUGGCAGCUCUCUAGGUCGAUUCAAAUCUCAUGUCAGCAACAUAGUGUUUGAUGUAUUCAUAGCUACUUGCCAAGAUCCAGCCCAAAACAUGGAGAGCUCUCAAAUUGAUGGAAGCCAUUAA
Molecule: messenger RNA, 276 nt
Organism: Brassica oleracea var. oleracea
Lineage: Eukaryota; Viridiplantae; Streptophyta; Magnoliopsida; Brassicales; Brassicaceae
Product: 3-hydroxy-3-methylglutaryl-coenzyme A reductase 1-like
Exons: 3
Coding region: 1-276 (91 amino acids)
Biological process (GO): sterol biosynthetic process; coenzyme A metabolic process; isoprenoid biosynthetic process
Cellular component (GO): endoplasmic reticulum membrane; peroxisomal membrane
Molecular function (GO): hydroxymethylglutaryl-CoA reductase (NADPH) activity
Source: RefSeq, a predicted model, not a curated record